Molecule: messenger RNA, 815 nt
Organism: Canariomyces notabilis
Lineage: Eukaryota; Fungi; Ascomycota; Sordariomycetes; Sordariales; Chaetomiaceae
Exons: 3
Coding region: 227-667 (146 amino acids)
Source: RefSeq, a predicted model, not a curated record
CCAUGAUCCUCGCUAAUUCAGUCUAAUAUUUCCUGCGAACGCAAGAUGUCAAAUCCGACUUCUCAGUUGAUUCCUUAUCGGAAGCCAAGCCGUCGACUCAGAUGGCACCUGUGGAAUGGCUGCAACAUGUUAAAGACUGGGGACAGGACAAUAUCAGCCAGCCCCGGCAGUCGUGACCCUGCUCCCCAACUCAGCUGACUGGCCAUGCGUGCGGGGAGAGGCUUAUAUGCCACGGCUCGAUCCCAAGUGCCGCUUUACAGUCAUGCCGGAUUCGCAGGUUUCUGUGGAAAACGAAUUGCGGCAGAUUGAAUCGAGGGUACGCGUUCCCCUCAUGUUCAACGGUUGUUCCUGGAUCUCCAUGCGGGGUUUCCCCAAAACACUUUUGGGAUCGCCGAGACGGCGAAUAACCCCUUAUCCAGGUAUAUCAAUGCAAUGGCCGCUUGAUCAAAAGAAGCUAUGCCGUCCGACUCAUCGUUCCCGCCCCCUCCCACCCUCUCGGAAAGAUACUCGGGCAUCCCCGAACGGCUCCUUGAAGUUGGAAUUGAGUCAAAGAACCGCCUUCUUGGGAAGCGCACAUUGCCGGCAAGCAGCCCUCGCAACCGUGAGGUGCCCCGCCUCCCUCCUGAUAUUACUCGGGCCGAGUUCAACCAAGCCAUUGGCGAGCUGAAGGAGAUACUCGGCGGCGAGCAUGUCGAGAUCAAUGACAAACCGCUGGUUGACGGGUGGUGAUGCGUUCCACAUUGCCCUCCAAGAAGACAUGGUCUGCAGUGCCAUUGUUUAUCCUGGCUCGGUUGAAGAGGUACAGGCCAUCGUUC